AUGCUUGUGAGUGGAUGCCGUGCCUAUUUCGACCAGUUUGAGGACAAUGCACCUGCUGUAGGGAAUGAGGCGACUGACGAGGUGGAGACGGUGGAGGAAAGGGUCGAAGAUGCGGAGACGGACCAAGACGGCAGAGUUGGGAGGGCCGAGGCGGUGACGGUGGCAUCGAUGCAGAGAAGUGCACGCGAGGACGACAGGCGGGGAGACGGUGCCGCAGCAGUAGAAGAAGUGGCACCAACGGUUGCGGAAAGAGAAGGGGUGGGGACGCUGGCUGGAAACUUGCAGAUGGACCUGGCGGGGGGAUUGGAGGAAGGUGAGGAGGGUGUAGAAGAUCCGCAGCAACCGGGAGAGGCGGGUGUAGAAGUUCCGCUUCAACCGAGUGACACCCGUGAUGCUAUGGAGCGUGUGGGACGCGACACGGCAUGUGCAGACGUGGGAGUGGGAGGAGUGGAUCUCGCCUGCAAUCUUCAGCAGCGGACAGAGAAGGACGUGGGUUUCUUGAAAAGUUGCGCAUCAAGGGUAAAGCGGAAGGCGGCCAAAGAGGCACAGAGAGUGGACGUCGACGAGCCAGAGGCGACCGAAAAGACGCAAAAUGAGACGAUUGCGGUUGCAGAGGAGCAGAACUUCGCAGAGGAGGAUGUGCAGAGGAAUCCGGAGGAGGCAUCGAAGCUUGCGGACGAGAAGGGGAAGAGGAAGGAGGCCGCAGAUGCAUUGAAGAGCGCAGAGGAGGAGGCGAAUAUGGAGGAGACUCCAGAGGCGUCGAAGAUUGCGGAGGAGGAGGCGAAGAGGAAGGAGGCUGCGGAGGCGGCGAAGCUUGCGGAUGAGGAGGCGAAGAGGAAGGAGGCUGCGGAGGCGUCGAAGCUUGCGGAUGAGGAGGCAAAGAGGAAGGAGGCUGCGGAGGCGUCGAAGCUUACGGAUGAGGAGGCGAAGAGGAAGGAGGCUGCGGAGGCGGCGAAGCUUGCGGAUGAGGAGGCAAAGAGGAAGGAGGCUGCAGAUGCGCAGAAGGCAGCGGAGGAGGAGGCGCAGAAAGCCGAAAAUGACGCGAUGAUUUUGGAGGACCAAGGGGUGCAGAGGAGGGCUGACGUGGAGCCGAUUCAGUCGGCAGCUGAUGAUCGCAUAGGACGUGAAGAACACAUGACAGUUGCCGCUGAUAGAGGGGAGGAUGGGGUAGGUCCUUGGUCGGGGAUGAAGGAGUUGAAGGAGGGGAUGCUAAGUGAGUUGGAGAAGAGGUUGGCAGUGGUUCUGAGAGUGGACGCCGAGCGGCUGAAGAGGGAGAAACAUCAGGAGGAGGAGCAGCGGCAAACAGAGGAGGAGCAGAGUAAGAAAGCAACGGAGGCCGACCAUCUGCAGAGGGAGAAACAGCAAGAGGUGGAGCGGCUACAGGAGGCAGACCGGCAGCAGAGGGAGAAACAGCAGGAGAUGGAGCACCUGCAGAAGGAGGAUGCGCAGAGGAAGGAGGCAGAGGAGGCAGACCGGCAGCAGAGGGAGAAACAACAGGAGAUGGAGCGCCUGCAGAAGGAGGAUGCGCAGAGGAAGGAGGCAGAGGAGGCAGACUGGCAGCAGAGGGAGAAACAGCAGUAG
This is a messenger RNA of Closterium sp. NIES-65, 1581 nucleotides long. NCBI's taxonomy places the organism in Eukaryota, Viridiplantae, Streptophyta, Zygnematophyceae, Desmidiales, Closteriaceae. The record is from the annotation of a GenBank genome assembly.